Molecule: messenger RNA, 360 nt
Organism: Anguilla rostrata (American eel)
Lineage: Eukaryota; Metazoa; Chordata; Actinopteri; Anguilliformes; Anguillidae
Product: aldose reductase-related protein 2-like
Exons: 5
Coding region: 1-360 (119 amino acids)
Molecular function (GO): oxidoreductase activity
Source: RefSeq, a predicted model, not a curated record
AUGGCAGCCUCAGCUACAAGACAGGACAGCAAAAAGCUGUGUCCAGUGCCACCGAAAGGAAUCUCUGUGACAGCAUACGACCCCCUGGGCUCCCCGGACAGAUCUUUUGCAACUGCAGGAGAACCAUCUCUGCUGGAGGACCUAAAGAUCAAGACCAUAGCUGACAAGUACAGGAAGACCACAGUGCAGCUCCUGAUCCGUUUCCAUGACCAGAGGAAUGUGAUUGUUAUCCCCAAGUCUACAAUGCUUCACUGCAUAAACAAAAACAUUCAGGUCUUUGACUUUGAGCUGAGCGAGGAUGACAUGGUGACUCUCAUGAGCUUCAACAGGAACUGGAGAGCCUCUCCCUUCAUCCGGUGA